AUGCAGAUGGCCUUGUCGUUAGAGUGUCCGCCUCCGGAGCGGGAGGAUGUGGGUUCAAACCUAUCCGGGGACAUAUCAAUCUUCAAUAAACGGCACCUGCUGUUUCCACUCUUGGCACUGUUGAUGUUUUUUUGAUAAAGUUCCAAGGACUCAAAAAAUUCCUUAAUAUGCAUUUGCACUAUAAUUAAGUGUAUCUGCUAAGGUAACUCCAAGAUAUUUAUAAGACUUUUCAUAGUCAAGUGGCACUCCACCGCAGUUAAAUUGAAAGUUACUCAUUUCAACCCCUGGUUUUCUGAAAUGUACGAUUUUUUUUCUCUUUUGGUUAACAAAUAAACUCCAUUUAUAAGACCACUCACUUAGCUUAUCAAGCAUAACUUGCAAGGUUUCCUCGGUAGGAGCAAUAAAUGCCACAUCAUCUGGAGAUAAUAAUAUAUCUACAAAGCUAUUUCCUACUCUUACACUAUAAUAUAAGGUACAAGAAUAUGCAGGUCUCGUUUAGCACAUAUUAAAGUGGUUGUAAUGUGAUACAACGUGCGCAAUCGUGAACAUAGGCACUACAUUAGCAAUUGUGAUUUCAGUUGAAUUAAUUGGGUCAUCUGAUAUUUUUAUUUAGUUUAUCUACCCGCUUCCAUCAAAUCACACACAAAAGUGCUAACUAGGUCAAAAUGAAGUGAUGUCAGUAUGAAUCAUCCAUGAAAACCCAGUCUCGGGAGAGAGAGAUUUUGUUGUGAGUGGGGUCAGAAAGUAUGGUAGACGAGCGAGUGGGGCAACGAAUAAAAACUGAUAAUUUCCGCCGUUAUCUUCUACAAGUUCUGUCCAAUUAUUCUCUUGCACAACAGUAUUCACAAUGUUUUGGGGAGUUACUUUUGUAUUUCAAGGACGACAUUCCCUGCUUGUAGUUUCACGCUGUGUCAGGUUAGUCCCAUUUUUCGCUGAUUCUCGCAUGCUUUCCUGUCUUGUUCGACGCCACGGAGUGCUGACAGCUUCCUUUCACCUUUCAAAACAGCCUAAUGGAACUAGUAAGAACAGAAAAUUCUUACGCUGCAGUCAUGGCAGACGCUCAGCUGCCCCAUAGCCACAUUCCCUACGGCAAGGAAGGCUCUGGCUUCUACAGUGACAAUAAUAUAGGAUGUUUUAAUGUUAUAGACGCAGCCACUCCUAUGGUCCUCAGUGCUCUGGAUAAAGUUCCUGUGAAAGAUUUGGACGCUCCAUUUAUUAUUGCAGACUUUGGAACUGCAGAUGGCGGGACAUCCAUGUUUCUUUUAAAGAAAAUGAUCGCACUUUUGCGUAAAAAAUAUGGCAAAGACUUACCAGUGCAAGUGGUGUAUGAGGACCAGCCAGUCAAUGACUUCAAGUCACUGUUUUUAAGAACACAUGGUUUCCUGAGCCAUGCACCCACUUCCUUCAUGCAGGAGUUUGACAAUGUGUAUGUGUUGGCCAGUGGUACCAGUUUCUACUCCCAGUGUUUGCCUCCUGGUAGCCUGCACUUUGGAAUGUCUUUCACUGCCAUGCACUGGUUGUCUACUAGACCAAGCAGAAUCACUGGAGCUCUGGUACAUGUUGAUAUCACAGAUCCUACGGAGAAAACUCUGUUCCAAGCCCAGGCGGCCAAAGACUGGGAAAUCAUACUCCUGGCUAGAGCUAGAGAGUUGAGAUCAGGGGGAAGGGCUGCGAUCAUAGUUCAAUGUUUAGACAAAGAAGGACAAUAUCCAGGCGCCACAAAAAAUAUCACGGAGAGCGUGUUCCACAGCUUUACCAAGUACUGGAAGGAGAUGGUUACAGAGGAAGAUAUCACACAGUUAGAAAAUACAAACAUCGCAGGCAUGAAAGAAAUCCAAGUGCCCCACAGCCAUUUCCCUUACGGCAAGACAGGCUCUGGUUUCCACAGUGACAACAAUAUUGGAUGUUUUGACAUCAUAUUUACAGCCUCUCCUAUGGUCCUCAAUGCUCUGGAAAAGGUUCCAGUGAAAGAUUCAAAAUCUCCAUUCACUAUUGCCGACUUCGGAACUGCAGACGGCGGGACCUCUAUGUUUCUUGUAAAGAAGAUGAUCGAACUGUUGCGUAAAAAACAUGGCAAAGACUUACCAGUGCAAGUGGUGUAUGAAGACCAGCCGGUGAAUGACUUUAAGUCGCUGUUUUUUAGAAUACAAGGUUUGCUGAGCCAUGCCCCACCAUCCUACAUGCAGGAGUUUGACAAUGUGUAUGUGUUGGCCAGUGGUACCAGUUUCUACUCCCAGUGUUUGCCUCCUGGUAGCCUGCACUUUGGAAUGUCCUUCACUGCCAUGGAAUGGUUGUCGACGGGGUAUGAUCGUUGUUUAAUUCUAUGA
Molecule: messenger RNA, 2327 nt
Organism: Lingula anatina
Lineage: Eukaryota; Metazoa; Brachiopoda; Lingulata; Lingulida; Lingulidae
Molecular function (GO): methyltransferase activity
Source: RefSeq, a predicted model, not a curated record